AUGGUACGUACUGUGCAUGGGAUGCCGGGAGAAAUGAAAACAAGACGCGGGGCUAACGAAGCAACACCACAGGCCGAAGAACAGAAGAUCACGAACUGGGUCGCCCCAAAUGAUAAAAGUGGCGAAUUUAAGAGAGGACAAUCGCAAUUCAGGAAUUGGAUUAAGAAGGGGGGAGAAUUCCCACCAGAGAAAGGAAGAUACCACCUCUAUGUCUCCUACGCUUGUCCCUGGGCCCACCGCACGCUCAUCGUACGCAAACUCAAAGGCCUCGAAGAUUUUAUUCCGUAUACCGCGGUACAUUGGCACAUGGGGGAAAGGGGAUGGCGGUUCGCAACACCAGAAGACAAGGAUGCACCAGGCGAUAAUGUAACUGCGGAUCCGGUAAAAGGACAUGAAGGAUAUACUCACUUGAGAAAUCUUUAUUUCCAGGUUGAUCCGGAAUAUAAGGGUCGAUUUACUGUCCCGACCCUGUAUGAUGUCAAGCAGGGGAAGAUUGUCAGCAAUGAGAGUAGUGAGAUUAUUAGGAUGCUUUACACAGAGUUCGACGAUUUGAUCGACGAGAAAUACCGCAAUGUAGUCCUGUUUCCCGAAAAUCUUCAAAAAGACAUCGACGCUACAAAUGAGUGGACGUACAACGACAUCAACAACGGCGUCUACAGAUCUGGUUUUGCCACCACCGAAGAAGCAUAUAGCAAAGCCGUCACUCAACUCUUCUCCUCCCUCGACCGGGUCGAGAAACACCUCACCGAGUCCGCAGGACCAUACUACUUUGGCAAGAAUAUCACCGAAGCGGAUGUCCGACUUUUCACAACAAUCGUGCGCUUCGAUGCCGUUUACGUCCAGCAUUUCAAGACAAACAUCCGGGAUAUUCGCUCCGGAUACCCGCAUAUUCACAAAUGGUUGAGACAUCUCUACUGGAAUGUUCCGGCGUUCAAGGAUACGACCGAGUUUACGCAUAUUAAACGCCAUUAUACUAAGAGCCAUACGAAUAUCAACCCGUACAGCAUCACACCCCUUGGUCCCGAGCCACCGAUUCUGAAGGAGGAUGAGGAGGUUCCGGCUGUGAAGUAUGCGCUGGCGCUGGCAGGGAAGAAGUAA
Molecule: messenger RNA, 1098 nt
Organism: Venustampulla echinocandica
Lineage: Eukaryota; Fungi; Ascomycota; Leotiomycetes; Helotiales; Pleuroascaceae
Product: Glutathione S-transferase
Exons: 4
Coding region: 1-1098 (365 amino acids)
Cellular component (GO): cytoplasm
Molecular function (GO): glutathione transferase activity
Source: RefSeq, a predicted model, not a curated record